GCCCAUCUCAUAAAUUUACCGCUUAACGGUCUUUUUUUUAUAUCUCGGCUAUACGACAAUGCGAAUCUGUCCUAUCUACCGCCCGGAUACCAUGACGGUCUUCUGAUAUGUCAGGCUGCCGAAAUAGGCUGACGGCUUGCCAUGUCUAACUUGCAGAAAUACCUGAGGCGCGGCUGAAUUUCUCCUUCAUCAUCCCCUCGCCAAAACCUUUCAACCUGUCUGUCUUUCGCUCACCAUCAUGACCAGCUAUGGAAUGCCAUACCUCUUGGAGGACAAGACGGGCAGGCUGACAGGAUCACACUUCGUGGACAUCAAUGAUCGUUUACGCUUGACGCUUCGAUGCACUGCUCGGGAAUCUACACACACGACUUACAAAAUUUACAACGCAGCAACAGGGACAGAUCCAGUCGUGAUCCUAAAUUUUGGCUCUAACAACUCCCUCGGAACAAUAACUUUUGGGUCAGGGCCACAGGUAUCCAUGAACAGCUUCCUAGAACAUUCUGCCAAUGAGAGCGCAAGGUCAAGGAAGUUCAUUGGCUCAGAUGGCCAACAGUACAGAUGGGGUUGGCGAACCACGCAGAGCGAGGAGUGGACGUGCACAAACACAAGCAACCAGCAAGUCGCGUCUUAUUCGUUGAAAGUACCCGGAGAACCAGAAUACGACCACUCCUCUGGGUGCGUGCUUACCAUUGAGGAGGCGUAUCCGCACCUCGCAGCCGAGAUGCUAGCGUCCCUUACAAUAAUGAGGCAUAUAGUUGCCCAUAACCUUUGAUAUUUUUUUGACGACCAACGCCUGGAAUUUUGAAGCUGUACUACUACAUUCGUACUUUAUUCUUGUAUAUUGUAGCAUAUCAUUUUGAGUUGUGCAUACCGUAGUCGUCGUACCAUGUUCUUGAGGGGGGAAUGCAAUGUGUGAGACAAGUCGACUUGGGGCUGUCUGCAUAUGUGAUGCCUGACGCAUUUGAAACUCCGCCCAUGCCGGUACCGUGUACCCCUAUAGCACGCUUUAGAAGCGUUGUAUCGCAAGCAGCCUUUCGUUGGCAGAAUUCUAUGAGUAGUAGUACGGCAGGCUGCGAAGGAUCGAUUUAGUCAUCAAUUCUACAGUUUAGAAGUCAUACUCAUGAGUGUGCCCAGACCUCUUGCGUCCUCCUUCAUAAGUGAUAAUAUUAACGCACCGAUAAGAUCUA
Suillus bovinus is the source of this 1187-nucleotide messenger RNA. RefSeq lists its product as uncharacterized. The record is from RefSeq and is a predicted model, not a curated record. The transcript is spliced from 4 exons. Bases 239 to 772 code for a protein of 177 amino acids. Lineage: Eukaryota; Fungi; Basidiomycota; Agaricomycetes; Boletales; Suillaceae.